AUUUCGUCAUAGAGUUAGAGAAGGUCGAAAACAAACGACACACACACUUUAGUUGUAAUCAAAAUUUUUCCAGGCCAAUAAUGCAUCAAUUCGCCUUCUGGAGAAGCGAGGUAAAGCCGCGCCAGCUCGAUCAGGUCUCGCCUAUCUGGAAGGAGUUGAAUGCAACAUUUGUGACUGUCCUCAGCUGGAGUUGGCUUAUUUACACCCUGUCCGCUUUGGUAAUCCUAGUGUGUGCAUAUUUUGCAUAUUGCGAGCGUUGUCGAAGGUCUGAGUCAGUGCGCCGUCGACGGGUUAUUCAGAGAGCUCAGGAGAGACCCCCACAGAAACGCCGACCAAAUGCCGCGUACCGGGAUCACCAGAUUUACCGGCAUAUUAUCCUGAGCGUGGCCAAGUACAUGAAGAAUCCGGAGGGCAUUCGUCCAUUCAUAGAGCACAUGGACCAGCUAUAUCCACUACGUCAUCCUCUGGCCGAUCAGCAGCAGGUGGCCGAGCUCUCACUGAACGUUAACGAUGCGGAACCAAAUGCAGGAGAGGAUUAAGUUGGUCAAUCCUAAGCUAAAGCUUUCUUUUUUUCGGCGAUAAAUUGGAGAAAUACAUUUGACAAAAUAGCAAUUUGACAAAAAAAAAGUUUGAUUUCUUUUUAAGUUCAUAAAGAAGUGCAAACCUUGCUUCUAAAAUAUUACAACUAUAGCUUGUGUUAUCCUGUAUAAUCCUGAACUAUUUUAGUUAAAUAUACCUUAAUAAAUUUAAUAAUAAUGCA
Drosophila ficusphila is the source of this 760-nucleotide messenger RNA. RefSeq lists its product as uncharacterized. Lineage: Eukaryota; Metazoa; Arthropoda; Insecta; Diptera; Drosophilidae. The record is from RefSeq and is a predicted model, not a curated record. The coding region runs from base 81 to 539 and encodes 152 amino acids. The transcript is spliced from 3 exons.